AUGGACGGCGCGCGCCAUGGAGGGAUCAGCUGCGCGACGGCAGCGCCCACUUCGUCCCGCACGCGCGCGUCGCCGGGAAGCCGACGCAACGGGGCACCGGACGACGCGUUCGCCCGCGAGCCCUCGUGCGGCGUGUGCGCCAAGUCGUUCAACAUAUUGCGGCGGCGACACCACUGUCGCUGCUGCCACAUUGCUGUGUGUAAAGAGUGUGGCUGCAAGGCGGUGGACCGCAAGAAGCCGGAGCGAGCGCGGCCGCAAUGGUACUGCCGGAGCUGUCUCGACACAGACGAGACGCUCGAGGUGACGGGCUCGAGGCAGAAACGACGGAGCUUUUCGUCGUCGACGGUGUCGGCGCUCGGCGCGACGUCGGCGCCGUCGCGACAUGUGACCAAUUUAACGAGCACGGCCAAGUUUUGUAUCGAAUGUGGCUACGAGUUGCCACUGCGGGUCAAGUUUUGUAUCGAGUGCGGUACAUCAGUGGCGCAACACGUGAUGUCGCCGGUGAGUAGUGGGACGGACGACGGCGGAGCUCGAGACGAUGGGGCUCGAGAUGAGGACCUGAAGCUGAGCGACUCACUGGGCUCGAGUCUCUCUGUCAUUGAUGAGGACAGCGGAUCGCCUACAGAGCCAACGGACGGAUCGGAAAAUGGCGCACCUGUGGAAGAAGAGGACAACGACGAUAAGGUGACGGACGAGAGAAGGACUGAGGAAGUGGAUGGAGACGCUGGUGAGGGUGACGAAAAGACAGAUGCAGAAAAGAGCGAGUACGAGGCACUUGUGGAGCAAUUGCAGGCUGAAAAUGAGAAGUUGCGCAAUCGCGUGGAGAAGUUCAAACGAAAGAUAUCGGAAUCUGAGCGUCGACAGCUGGAAAGAGAAAAGGAGCAUGCUCGCACAUUGUCAGAGGCUACAGCAGCGGCUGCAGCGGCUGCGAGAGCUCAUGCGAGCAAUGAAAGCGCACCGACACCAGCACAGGCAGCUCAGGAUGCGUCCAGUAGUGUAGUGGGAGCAGCGGCGAUUACCGAUGGGUUUGGAGUCGUUGCAAAAGAGCAUCCGGAUUAUCUGAAGUUUUUCAAGUUGCUGGCGAUGGGUCUACCUGCUGAACAGGUAAAGAUGAAGAUGGAGGCAUCAGGUGUUGACCCGUCGGUUCUCGAUGACCCAGAUGCUGUUAUUGGGGGUCCUAGCCCGAGCGCAAACGGCGCUUUCGCUACUGCUGCAGCAUCGAGUAGCAUCCUUGUCAAGGAUGAUGAACAGUGCGCCAAGUUCUUUAAGCUGUUGAAGAUGGGAAUGCCUGUUGAACAGGUCAAGCUGAAGAUGGCUGCAAGUGGUCUCGAUCCUGACCUUCUUGAUACGCCGGAUGCGCCAAUGCCAGGGUCUGGUAUCGCCGCAACGUCAGCUGCAGCUUCGAAUCAGGUGAUGACUGUAAAGGAAGAUCCGCUAUAUGAGAAGUAUUUCAAGUUGGUAUCGAUGGGAAUGCCCGCUGAGCAGGUAAAAGUGCGAAUGAGAGCCGCCGGUGUGAAUGCAGAUUUGCUUGACACGCCCGAUGCACCAUCUCCUAGCCAGAUAACACAUGGAAGUAAUGCUGGUUGUGGGCUUCUCGCCGGUCUUCCGCCUCCCACAGAGGCUGUGGAAGUCGACCCCUCAGCAUUGAAGAAGAGUUUGGCGUCUAAGUUGAUGAAAAACGCGGCCCCUGAAAAGCCCGAGGAGUCCCAGCUUCCGAAGAAAGAGACUGUGAAGCCGAACGUCGAGUUGCGUCCACUGUUCUGGACCCGUGUGCCUGUCAACGUUGUCAGUAGCACAGUAUGGAUGAAGCUGAACGAUUCGCGUGCCGAGCUAGAUUUUGGAGAGAUGGAGUGGAUGUUUCGCAAGAACCCGGUGGACGCGUCUAAAAAGCAGGAAGAUAAGAAAAAGGAGAUCGAGAAAGCGCUUGCCCAGCCGAAAGAAGUACUGCUUUUUGACCCGAAGAGACAGCAGAAUGUAUCGAUUGCCAUUGCUCGAUUCAAGCUCUCAUCCGAGGACAUAAAGCGCGCAAUUUACGCUCUGGAUGGCACGAAACUGGGUUCCGAAAUGCUGAAUGUAUUGAUAUCGAUUUCGCCGACCUUGGAAGAAAUAGAUAUGCUGAAGAAUUACGAUGGAGAUGCGGCGCUUCUUGGAAAUGUGGAGAAAUUCUUUCUGGAUCUUCUGACCAUCCCACGAUACACUCAGCGUAUCAAGUGUUUUCGAUACAAGCUACAGUUUGAGAGCCGCAUUCUGGAGACACAGGCCCAAUUAGAUACGCUGGUUGCUGCUACGGACCAAGUGGCCGAGAGUGACAAAUUUCGUCGUGUUCUGGAGCAUAUCUUAGCAAUCGGUAACUACUUGAAUGGCAGCACGCCUCGUGGCGGUGCCUAUGGAUUCAAGCUUGACACGCUUACAAAGCUACACACGCUGAAGUCUGUUGAUUCUCGAAUCACUUUGAUGCACUUUUUGUUGCGUCAGCUUGAAGAGAAAGCUCCGGACAUCAUCACGUUUGCCGGAGAGGUUCCUCACAUUGUCGAAGCCAAGAGACUGUCUCUUGAUCAAUUGCGUGCCGACUUGUCUUCUUACAAUACUGAGCUAGCAAUGCUGAAGGGGCAAGUGCGUGCUUCUAAGAAUGAUCAUAUCGACGGCGACAAAUUUUUCGAGGUGAUGAAUCCGUUUGCAAAGGACGCAGCAGAGGUACUUGAGGAGCUAGGUCGUGAUUUCAAUGGCCUCGAGACCACUUACCAAGACCUUGUGAGCUCUUUUGGCGAGGAUCCACGGAAAGUCGGUCCGAUGGAGUUUUUCUCGAUUCUGGAUGAAUUCGUGAGCGAGUUUAAAAAAGCGUAUCGCCAAAACCAGACGAAGGAAUUCGUUGCGAUCUACGAGGAAGCUGGUGCCGCGCGCGCUGUUGCUGACGCAGAAAAGAUUGAGCGACGACAAAGGGAAGCAGAGGAGCGCCGUCGGGAAGAGGAAGAGCGACAAGAAAACUCGGCGGAGACCAAGGCAAUUUAUGCUGAUAUUGUGUCCAUGAUUACCACAUGGGCUGAAAAGCAUUCGUUUGGCAACGAAGAUGCAGUGAUCGAGCAGUUCAAGAACAUAUCACGAAAGUUCGGUAUAAAUGAGUUUUCAGCCGAUGAAUUCUGUGACCAGGUGCGACAGUGUGUGGGAUUGAAAUGUGCAAGCAAAAUCAUCCCGAACAGUGCCAAGCUGCUUUGUGACGAAGGGAAGCGCACGGCAUUGUUGGAAGCCUUCGCACGCUUUAAAGAGCAAGUGAAGAAAGAAAAAGAGUCGAAAAAGCAGCAGCGCAGCUCAUUAGUGUCACCACCAUCCGCAGGGCGCGAGAGAGCGGGGUCUUCCUCGGCAGGUCGUAGGCGCAAGAAGGUGGGCUCGCUUCCAAUCAAAGAUGUUGAGCCUGUUGUCGGCGAAGAGGCACAAUUGUUGCACCGAUCUAUUUUGGAAGCAGUGCUGGCAGCAUUUGGUGGCGAUUCGAAGAAAAUGAAGACAUUCACGUCGCAUACCCGGAAGUACGGCAACGAGCAGAUCACGGCCCACGAGUUUUACCAAUAUUUAAUGGACUCUUUCGAACCCGACUUCGUUGGCCGUCUAGUGCCGGAUCUCGCGCGCCUGCUGCAGGAUUCGGACAAACGGCACGCGCUGAUUCGCGCGCUUUGUGAGAGCGCACCGGGCUGGGCAAAGUUUGCAGGUUUAUAA
Molecule: messenger RNA, 3708 nt
Organism: Hyaloperonospora brassicae
Lineage: Eukaryota; Oomycota; Peronosporomycetes; Peronosporales; Peronosporaceae
Source: the annotation of a GenBank genome assembly